AUGGACUACCGUUGUGAUGUGGGUGAGGGAGGGAAUUUAUCAUGGAAUGCCUGUCCAUGCGACCAGCCGCAGUGGGACAGGAGUGUGUUCAGUGAAACAAUGCAAACGAAAUUCGGACUAUUUUGCGAAAGUAUUUGGCUAAUUAGCUUCUCGCAGAGCAUGCUUUAUGUUGGAAUGUACGGCCGCCUUUCAAUGUUUUCCACGAGCUGUUUAAUUCUGUCGAUAUCUGGGUGUCUAGUAAUUCUAAUGCCUAAUGUGACGUCUCUUAUCUUCAUGCGUACCAUUGAAGGUAUUGGUACUGGGGGAGCAAUGGUUACUUCAUAUGUCCUCUGCAUAGAAUACACUGGCUUGAAAUACCGAGAAAUUAUAACAGCCUUGUUUCAUAUACCUAUUAAUAUAAGUCAUACACUGUUACCUGGAUUGUCAUACUUACUACGAAAUUGUGAUGAUCUGCAACUAGCGCUGUCGGUUCCUGUGAUACUGUAUGUAGCAAUACCAUGGUUGAUAAUGGAAUCCCCUAAAUGGUUAAUGGACAUCGGUAAAAUUGACAAAUCUGUUAUUGUUAUGGAAAAGUUUUCAAAAUUGGUUAGUUUUGCCUGUGUCUGCAAUAGCUUAUUUUCUAUGUCCUUUAUGAUAGUAUUAUUGUACACUGUGGAAUUAUUCCCAACAUCAAUAAGAAAUUCAGUGCUAGGUAUUUUAUCAGUGUUAUCAAGACUUGGUCAAAUAUCAGCUCCCCUAAUCAAUGCUUUAUCAGAGAACAUAGCGGGGGCUAUAUUUGGUGUACUAGCAUUGUCUGGGACAAUUUUUUGUUAUUUGUUACCUGAAACCAAAGACACUGAGCUACCGUCCUCAUUAGAUGAUACUAAAACUCUUACACGUAGAAAGACGCAUCUUGAACCAGAUAUUACUAACACAUCU
Messenger RNA from Brenthis ino (lesser marbled fritillary), 918 nucleotides. The record is from the annotation of a GenBank genome assembly. Lineage: Eukaryota; Metazoa; Arthropoda; Insecta; Lepidoptera; Nymphalidae.